AUGUCAGGAAAAGUUUGUGUGAAAUGUCCCGAGGCAGCUGUUUUAGCAGGCGUAGAUGUGAAGAAGGCUGUUUAUUGUAAGAACUGUUUCAUUCAAAUGGUGAUACAUAAAUUCCGCUCAUCAAUCAGUAAGAAAAGAAUUUUCAAGGCAAUAAUUGUUUUUGAUGGGACUAGCUCAGGUGUUUUCCUCCUUCGACAAGUCAAAGAGUCCAUGGAGAUGUCAGAGUAUAAAAAGUUGAUGAUCAAACCCACGAUUUUAGUUUUAGUUUCUGCCACUGAGAAUGCAGAAAUUGAGAAGGUCGAAGCAAAAAUCAGAGAACUCAGGUUGAUAUUGUCGGACGUGCCUUGGUUUAUUGUGCAUGUGGCUUCGGCGCUGGCAAAACAAAAUUUCGUAAGAAGCGAAAAGUGCCAAGGAGUACAAGAGAUUAAUGCACUUGAUUUGCUCUUGAAGUCGUGUCAAACGCAAACUUCUAGAGCUGAAGUUAAACGAAUAUUGAUAGAGAAGACUUGUAUACAAGUGAGCAAAGCAUUGGGUAUAUCCAAGAUACUCGUGCCUGAGAACGGGGAUUAUCUGGGACGAUUGGCGUUAACACAGCUUUGUUUAGGACGAGGUCCGGCCGUUUCGGAACUAACAGCUGUAGUGGAUAAAAGAGCAAACAAAGUGUGGUUUGUGAGACCCUUACGGGAUAUAAAUAAGAAAGAAAUAGCGCUAGUGAAUCACUUGAAAGGUUAUGAGCAAGAUGUUAUAGUUUUGCAAAGAGACAAGCCUGCCGUGACGGAGCGUUCGAUUCAAUCAGCAACUACGCUGCUCGUGGACAACUUGUUAGCACAGGGCUAUAAGUCAACAAUAACAACCGUCUUGAGUACUGCUGGGAAACUACAUAUGCUGACAUCAGCCCAAUAUUGCUCAUUAUGCACCCUAAGCGGUGUAGAUAUAGGUUCUAACUUUUGUAAAAGUUGUUUGGAUUUGAAAAAAGAGCUGUCUGAACCUCAACUCUUAGAUCCGUUGUUAUUCUAA
Molecule: messenger RNA, 1017 nt
Organism: Auanema sp. JU1783
Lineage: Eukaryota; Metazoa; Nematoda; Chromadorea; Rhabditida; Rhabditidae
Source: the annotation of a GenBank genome assembly